Messenger RNA from Ctenocephalides felis (cat flea), 2698 nucleotides. It is a transcript of the gene SF1, whose product is annotated as splicing factor 1. NCBI's taxonomy places the organism in Eukaryota, Metazoa, Arthropoda, Insecta, Siphonaptera, Pulicidae. Gene Ontology annotation, cellular component: nucleus. Gene Ontology annotation, molecular function: mRNA binding; zinc ion binding. The coding region runs from base 144 to 2282 and encodes 712 amino acids. The transcript is spliced from 11 exons. Gene Ontology annotation, biological process: regulation of mRNA splicing, via spliceosome. The record is from RefSeq and is a predicted model, not a curated record.
GUACAUAGUUGAAAAUUCAGUGGGGGCUCGCAAGGAUAAGGGUGCUCCCGUUGUAAACAAGUGUAUAAUAUUGAUUACUUGUGUGCCGUUCUUUUCUGAUCGUACGUUUCAGUGUAAAGUUUGUGUUAAUCAGUGUAAUAAACAUGACUUCUGGAUCACGUCACAGAGAUCGUGAUAGCAAAGAUAGAGAUCGUGGACGAGAUCGUGACAGGGAUCGAGAUAGAGACAGAGAUCGAGACCGUGAUCGUGAUCGUGACCGUGAUCGCGAUCGCGAUCGUGAUAGAGACCGGGACAGAGAACGUGAUCGCGAUCGUGAUCGUGAUCGAAGACACGACCGCGAUCGAAAAAGGUCGAGAAGUCGAGAUCGCCAUGAUCGCCGCAGGGAUCGCAGGAGCAGAGACAGGCACAGAAGCAGAGAUCGGGACACAAGAAGCAGAGAUAAAGAGACGAGUAAUAUCUUGGAACCUAGUCUUCAAUAUUCUAUUUUAGAAAAUAUAAUUGGAGCUACUACUUCUAGAAACUUUACAGGUUUAUUAACGGCUCAGCAGAUAAACCAAAUGAGUGGUAAUGGAUUAGGAGCUCCCCAUGUUGAAACUGCGGAAGAGGCAAGGGCUAGAAGGAAACGAUCACGUUGGGGCGGUGGUGAACAUGAUAAAACAUUCAUUCCUGGUAUGCCUACAAUCUUACCUCCUACUCUGUCCAAGGAACAGCAGGAAGCAUAUCUAAUUCAGCUGCAAAUCGAAGAAGUCAGUCGCAAGCUUCGCUCUGGUGAUCUAGGCAUUCCAGCAAAUGUUGAAGAAAGAUCACCAUCACCUGAGCCAAUUUAUAGUUCUGAUGGUAAACGGUUGAACACAAGAGAAUUUCGCACAAGGAAAAACUUGGAAGAGCAACGUCAUAAUCUUAUUUUGAAAAUGCAAACUAUCAAUCCAGAAUUUAAACCACCAGCUGAUUACAAACCUCCUGUUAUAAGAGUAAGUGAUAAGGUUGUGAUUCCACAAGAACAGCAUCCAGAUGUUAAUUUUGUUGGAUUACUCAUUGGACCACGUGGAAACACACUCAAAUCAAUGGAGAAAGAAACGGGUGCAAAGAUUAUUAUCCGCGGUAAAGGCUCAGUCAAAGAAGGUAAAGUUGGUAGAAAAGAUGGACAACCUUUGCCAGGAGAGGAUGAACCCUUGCAUGCUUUUAUCACAGCCAGCAAUCCUGAAUAUGUUAAAAAGGCUGUGGACAAGAUUAAAGAAGUUAUCAGACAAGGAAUUGAGGUGCCCGAGGGUCACAAUGACUUGAGGAGGAUGCAGUUAAGAGAACUGGCACAGCUUAAUGGUACUCUAAGGGAAACUGACGGUCCUCGGUGUUCUAAUUGUGGCUCUACUGAGCAUAAAAGUUGGCUGUGUCCGGAUAAACCUAAUGUUACAAACAAUAUAGUUUGUUCUUCAUGUGGUGGUGCUGGUCAUAUAGCACGAGAUUGUCGCAGUAAAAGGCCUGGAAUGGGUGGUCCACCACCUGCAACUGCGCAAGCUAAAAUUGAUGAAGAAUAUUUGUCACUUAUGGCAGAGCUGGGCGAAGGACCUCCUCCAGAUAGCUCACAGGCAGGCGCUGCUAGAAAAACAGCAGUUUCUGCUCCUCGAGGUGUAUUUGAUAUGCGAAAUGCAGCUCCUCGUGCUAUAAUGGCACCACCAGGAGCCAUGCCUCCUCCCGGAAUGCAUCCACCAUGGGGAACACCACACUGGAACCUUCCACCUCCUCCAGGAGGCAUGCCUCCUCCAGGUGCCAUGCCUCCAAUGAUGCCAUGGAUGGGUCCGCCACAUAAUCAACCCCCUCCUCCAGGAAGCGGUCCAUCGCCAUCUCCUGCAAUCCAUCCUCCAGGCAGUGAACCCUCUGAAACUGGUUCUAUAAGUUCAAGUAUACAAAGCAAUGGAGCAGCAGGUGCUUCAACUACAAAUGGAACUGCUCCCCCACCACCAGGAAUGGCACCUCCAGGUAUGGGUGCUCCUCCCACGCCCCCAGGAAUGUGUCCACCUGGUCCACCUCCGCCAGGAAUGGGACCACCAAUGCCACCACCAGGAAUGGGCCCGCCAGGUGCUAGAGGCAUGCCUGCCCCUUGGCAAAUGGGACCACAAUUCCCAUGGGGUGUGCCGGGUGCACCGGGUACACCAGGUAUGCCAGGAUUUAUGGCAGGACCUCCACAGCCACCACCUCCUGGUCCACCUGGUCAGCAGCAGACUAACCCAAUGGCAAGUCUGCCUACUCUAUUAGCACAACCACCUCCACCUCCCCCAAGUUAAUUAAAGUAGACUAGUGUAUAAAAAGAUGAUAUCAAAGCGUUAUUUAUAUAGGAAUUAUGUAUAUUUUUCAUCCUCUGUUUUGACUAAUUUUAAUUUUGAAAUUGAAAAACUUGACACUGAUGAAUUCCUCUUAAAAAAUGAUGUAGAAAUAUAUUCAAUUUGUGACUCUUUUUAUUGUUUACUGUUAAUGAAGUUCUUGCUUGUUAUUUUGUAUAGAGAUAUUUUAAUUUAUCUUUAAAUAUUUUAUAUUUAAGCAGUUGAUAGGAAUUUAAAAUUAUUAAAACUAUCUUUUUAUCUAUUAAUUCUAUUAAAGCCACAAUGCAGUGAUCCAAUUAUUUGUGAUAGCUGUUUAGAUUUAAGAUGAGUUUGAGCUAACUAUUUUUUAUUUUUUACUUUGUAAGUCUUUCAAUGAAUUG